GGCUCGGGGUACAGCGGGGCCCCGCAGCUGCUUCCGGGGGCUUCCUCGCGGCUGCAGCUGGGGGUGUCUCCCCGCGAGGCUGUCUCUUUGUCUUGGUACAUGCAGCGGGCGGGCAGCAGCCUGACUCCGACGUCUCGCAUUUCCGCAGCUUCGCUGUUUGCUGGGGUGCCGCUGGGGUCCCUGGGGCCCCUUGGGCCCCAGGGGGGCCCCCACGCACACCUGCUGCGGCGGGGAAGUGCAGCAGGACGAGCCUGGACUGGAGAGGGAGACCCCACCCCCCCGCCCCCUGCUGCUGCCACCUGUGCCCCUGCAGACAGCUACGAUGCAGCGUCGUUUUACUGGGGAGAAAGGGGGGGCCUGGUCUCGCUGCAGCAGCGGCAAAACUCGCUGGCCCAGGACUUGCUGGAGCACGCGGUGCUGCGGCAGCUGGCAGACUUGCUCCCGCUUUACGCGCUGCACACUUCCCCUGCGGUGGACAUACACCCCACGCUGCGUGUCUACGAGGCCACUCUUUCUCGCCUCAAGCCCAAGACCAUUGCAGGGGUUUUGGGGCAGAGGCUGAGGCCGCUGCCGGGGGGCUCUUCUUCCAUGUCUCUGCUCUCGGGCCAGCAGCCAGCAGCAGCAGCAGCAGCAGACGAUACAACAGCAGUCGCAAGUCCAACUGCUGCUGCUGCCGACUCGGCCCUCGCUGACAUUUCAAAGGAGGCUUCUGAGGGGGACACCCCAGGGAGGCACUCCGAGGGCGAGCUGAGGGGCCCGCCGGCCGCAGCAGCAGACGACACCCCCUCAGCUGCAGCAGCAGCAGCAGUAGCAGCACAGCACGAUCCGCUGCACCCAGAUGCUGCUGCUGUGGACGCGGAUGCUGCUACGGCAACUCCGACAAGACCACACACAGCAGACGAAGACCCCGGCGCGGACUCAAGCCCUAUACAAACAGAGCGCCCGUCGACAGACUCAUCACCCGCAGGCGGCACUCCGCUGCCAGAGUCCGACAGUGCAGCAGCAGCAGCAGCAGCAGCUGAUGCUGCUGCUGCUGCGAGCGACCCAGAUGGACGCGAGACCGAGUCCGACUCCCCUCACCAGGAAGCGUCAGCAGUGACGUCAGUUUUGUCGAACGCAGAACGCAUUCGAGCGGCAGGGGCAGCAGCAGCAGGAGCAGCAGCAGCACCAGCUGCUGCUUGCGGGCUCGGAGGACGAGGCUGUCUCGCUGACACCCCCAAGCCCCACAAGGCGGCUGCGCUCCCGCGCUGUUUCCCUCAUGCAGACCUGCAGCGCCAGGGGCUGCAUCCCCUCUUUGUCUCUUGCCCUUGGGGAGACUGUGGAGAUUGA
Messenger RNA from Eimeria tenella, 1329 nucleotides. RefSeq lists its product as uncharacterized. The annotation marks the transcript as partial. The transcript has 2 exons. The record is from RefSeq and is a predicted model, not a curated record. Lineage: Eukaryota; Apicomplexa; Conoidasida; Eucoccidiorida; Eimeriidae.